Messenger RNA from Fusarium verticillioides 7600, 2929 nucleotides. RefSeq lists its product as hypothetical. The coding region runs from base 804 to 2390 and encodes 528 amino acids. The transcript is spliced from 3 exons. The record is from RefSeq and is a predicted model, not a curated record. NCBI's taxonomy places the organism in Eukaryota, Fungi, Ascomycota, Sordariomycetes, Hypocreales, Nectriaceae.
CUAACCCGCCACCUCCCAACGGCCCUGCCUCUACCUUAGCACAUCCACAGAUUAGUAGUUGGUGAUUCAAUCACACUCAAAUACAGCAACCUUGGAGGCGUUACCGGACUUCGCAUUGUGUUAUUCUGGCUACUUGCUUUGAUAAUUCUUGCUUCAUCAAUUUUGUCUACGUUUUGUGCCUACUGUGGCGUCUGCGCUCAUACAAAAGCAUCCUUCGUGUCCACGAACACCCCCUCCAUCACCCCGUCCAUGACUGGGUAAGCGAGCCCCGGCCUUGAGCGACCAAGAGCGAGCGAUUCUGGCAGCCAUCCGUAUACCUCUUACAGGAAUCGAUAAAAGUACGAAACGAGCCGAGCUGGUGCAGGCUGGUACUCGUGCCAGUGCGAAACACCCAGUCGUGAUAUCGGCGAUAUGUUCUGACCCGCACACAGAACGUUUUUGAGCCCGACCGAACCAAGUUUACCCCUCUGAGCUUCGAGGAGACAAGCAUUCAUUUGCAAAUCACGGUUUUGGUUGUCUCUGCGGCUUGUAUAGCUAGUAUUGCAGUAUUGGGUUUGUUUGCCGCCAACGAAUUGUACAAGCUACGAGCCCUCGUUUGGCAGCAUUUGCCCUUCGACUGUCGUGUCUGUCGUCAUUUAGAACAGAGCAUAUACAAUGUUCGAUGGGUACGCCUUCCAUUUGCUUUGCAUUUGGCCCGUCAGUUGCCAAUCUAGCAGGUGUUGACCCUGCAACUGCUUCAAACUGCCAGCAAGGCUGAGCAGCUUCUGACGGCGCCAACAAAUCUUCCAAUACCAUCUGUCACCAUGUCGAACUUCGCUAUCAUUGUGGCGAUUCUCCUAAUCGUUCUGGUGAUCUACGUGCUAACGAGAAAUGUCCGUUCACGCGCAGGUCAUAAUCUCAACAUGUCGCCAGAUACUGUAUCGUCGAUGUUCCCGGGCCGACCGAUUCGGCCGUUACCGAAACGUCGACUGCGCGAGAAGCUCUCACCAGGGACCGUAGAGACAAUGGCGUAUCCUCCUUCAACUCAGGAAACAACGCCUCUCUUUUAUUACCCCCCUUACAACUUCAGAAAACACACGAGCCCGUCUCAACAAACUCGUCGAGCGGAGGAGGGCUGCAACUAUACCCCUCGACGAAAUGGGCUGGCGCUACCAGAUGGCGAAGACGAAGAGCCGGCUUUGCGAAGCACUCUUGUUACUAGAACACCCCCAGAGAUCUUGACUCGUGGGACUCAGCGAUCCUCGAAGCCAGAUAUCCCUGAUCCGCAACCGCCGCUUUCCGCAGCGUCCUCUGUGGAUGGUUAUGAUGUAUUUGAAAACGCGAACAACAAAAAGAAGCGGAAAAUUCCUUCCGCUGGGGAGCUUUCUGUUAAUGGUACCCAGGGCUCGAAUAAUGAGAUUGCCAUCUCAGCUGGUACAGGACAUCCUCCUACCGAUGAAUCACACAACGGCCGAGCGCACUCCCACUCAGUCUCACAUCCAACGACGGGCACUUUUUCAUCCAACAAUGAGGGGAUAUCAGGACCUGGGCGGGGCAGGCUUGGGCGUUUAAGGAAUGGCAGAAGCCCGCUGCGAGCAUUGUCUGAUGGCAACAGUAAUGCGUGGGCUGGGCGAGGCUCAAAAGCCACUACAUCUCAGUGGACAACGGGCGAGAAAGAGGGCAGUGGUAUAAUAUCAAAUGCUAUCGCAAACGCCGAGAAACUUCGACCUCAGGGACAGGAGAACGUGAGUCUGCUUCAGCAACACUCUAUCGCAACAAGAUCGACUCCAGCAUCGACCCAAUUCACUUUCACCUGUGAUUCCCAAGUUCCUGGCACAAUUCAGUGGCCCGGUCACUCGAGCAAGCACAGCAUGUCAACUCAGGCUGGCCCUGGCUCCUUACCACCUGGCAGUGUUGCUCCUCACGAUGGGUCUUCUGUGGCAGCUAGUCGAGGCUCCGGAAGUUCUCGUCGAGACAGCAAACGACGCCUAGACAGAUCACUCGAAAGGGCUGCGCGGCGUCGUCGUCAAGAGGCGCGGCGGGAUCCCACCAAAACAGCUGACGAAUGGAUUUGCGAAUUCUGUGAAUACGAGAUGAUAUUUGGGGUACCACCCAGAGCAUUGAUCCGGCAGUAUGAGAUGAAAGACCGCCGGCGCCGACAGGAAGAAGCUGAUCGCAAACGACUUCUCGAAAAGGCCAAGGAGAAAAGUCGAAAGGCCAGAAAGGGCGGCAAGAAAGCUGCAUCUCGAGGCGAGAAUGCUGCCGCUCAGAACCCGCCUCAGGGGCCUAGCACAUCUGUGGACAUGAACCACAAUCAUUCAAAUCAGUCAGGGGAGGACGAGAACCAUUUCCCGAAUUCCCCAGGAGAUCGCACUGGGCCAGACAUACCGACUGAGAUCCAGUCAUCAUAGUUUGCAAGCAUAAUUCAGUGGAAGGGGCUGCUCCCAGCAAUCGUGGUACCUAUUCUAGCCUUGAUGAUCGGGGUCCGUCGGCGACCAACAAGGCUAUGAAAGGGGAUGUGUACCUAGAAGAUAUCAGUGAACCAAGUACACUGCGGUGACUGGCAUCUGAACAUGAGGCACUCUUGCUCUUGAAGAUGAAGAAAGGCACGGAGCCCUGCCUACGACAGGUUUUCUUGCUUGUUACUAUUGGAGGAAGCGUGGAUAACAAGAGACUGAGCUACUCGGUGGGGAGGCGACUCAGUAACGACACGAAAGUGACAUUUGGUUUAUCGAGGACAUGUAGGGGAUAGGAAUAGGUAGAAUGUUGUGGCUUGGGUCACCACAAACAGCACUUGGAUUCAACCAGCCAGACCAAAGUCACAUUGUAUGAUAACAGGGCUAUCCUAAAUUGUUCAACAUGUCUUAACCACACAUUGCUUGCCUGUUUCAACUUAUGAACAUGCACAGACUGUUAACUACUGCAAAAUUGCGUGAAAGCGACUUGGCUA